Messenger RNA from Camellia sinensis, 1522 nucleotides. RefSeq names its product vignain. Lineage: Eukaryota; Viridiplantae; Streptophyta; Magnoliopsida; Ericales; Theaceae. The record is from RefSeq and is a predicted model, not a curated record. Gene Ontology annotation, biological process: proteolysis. Gene Ontology annotation, molecular function: cysteine-type peptidase activity.
AUUCACAGACUCCAUCUUGGUAUUUCUUUGCAUUAUUAUCAAUCGAUUGUUGAUGCCCAUAAGGAACCUUCAACUUCUUUAAUUUAUUAUCACUUGCAUGUUUCUCCUACUUCCAUCUCUAUCUUUAGAUUCACUCUUCUAUAUAAAGCACUCUCAAUAGUCCCUAUACUUUCCACCUUGUGACAAUGGACUUGAAAAAGUGUCUUCUAGUUGUUCUCUCUUUGGCUUUGGUUCUUGGACUUGGUGAGAGUUUCGAUUUCCAUGAAAAGGAUUUGGAGACCGAAGAGAGUUUGUGGGAUUUGUACGAGCGGUGGAGGAGCCAUCACACAGUGUCUAGGAGCCUUGAUGACAAGCACAACCGAUUCAACGUGUUCAAGUACAAUGUUUACUAUGUUCGCAACGUCAACAAGAAGGACAAGCCUUACAAGUUGAAGUUGAACAAGUUUGCAGACAUGACAAACCACGAAUUCAAGAGCACUUAUGCUGGUUCAAAUGUUAAGCACCACAGGAUGCUCUGGGGGAUCCCUAAAGGGAACGGGACUUUCAUAUACGAGAAGGUAGAUAUGGUCCCCCCAUCUGUCGAUUGGAGGAAGAAAGGUGCAGUCACUGGUGUCAAGGACCAAGGACAAUGUGGUAGUUGUUGGGCAUUUUCGACGGUGGUGGGUGUUGAAGGAAUAAACCAAAUCAAAACAAAGAAGUUAGUUUCUUUGUCCGAGCAGGAACUGGUUGAUUGCGACAACAACGAAAAUGCAGGUUGUAAUGGAGGCCUAAUGGAUUUAGCUUUCGAGUUCAUCAAGCGAAAGGGAGGAAUAACAACCGAGGAAAACUACCCUUACAAUGCUGCGGAUGGAACUUGUGAUGUUUCGAAGGAAAACCACCCAGUAGUAUCAAUUGAUGGACACGAGAACGUUCCCGCUAACGAUGAGGAUGCGCUGAUGAAAGCAGCUGCCAACCAACCUAUAUCUGUCGCCAUAGACGCCGGGGGUUCUGAUUUCCAGUUCUAUUCAGAGGGGGUAUUUACCGGAGGCUGUGGCACGGAGCUGGAUCAUGGGGUGGCGAUUGUGGGCUACGGAACAACCCUAGACGGAACCAAAUACUGGAUAGUGAAGAAUUCAUGGGGAACUGAAUGGGGAGAGAAGGGCUACAUUCGAAUGCAGCGAGGCAUCUCUGAUAAAGAAGGACUGUGUGGUAUAGCCAUGGAGGCUUCAUAUCCAAUCAAGUCCUCCUCAAACGACUCUAAAGGACCUCUACCCUCCCCCAAGGACGAGCUCUGAGCCUCUAAAUCACAUUUAGCUUUUACCUUUGAUCUGUGUCUCAGCUAAUAAUCUUCUCUGUUAAAAGUAUCAUACCUUGUUCUUCUUAUUUUAUAGGGAUCGAAGCUGCAAUAAUCCUCACAUAAACAAAUCAAAUUUGUACCACAAAAUUUGAUGCUAGUUACAUGUUAUGUCUGUUAAAGCUCUGUUUGGAGCUCAGGAUGAAAGAAAUCUGUCUUAAUAUAUUCACUUGCAAUCAUUUUAAGCAA